Messenger RNA from Zygosaccharomyces rouxii, 672 nucleotides. It is a transcript of the gene SCM3, whose product is annotated as Scm3p. The coding region runs from base 1 to 672 and encodes 223 amino acids. Gene Ontology annotation, molecular function: histone binding. Gene Ontology annotation, cellular component: nucleus. Lineage: Eukaryota; Fungi; Ascomycota; Saccharomycetes; Saccharomycetales; Saccharomycetaceae. The transcript has a single exon. The record is from RefSeq and is a predicted model, not a curated record.
AUGAGAGUGGGUAAGAAGCCUUCGAAAAAAGCUGUCAAGAAACUUCAUGGUGCCAUCAAGGGAAUUUUAAAGAGAGAGUCAGCUCAACCCACUGAAAAUAGGAAGGAUGAAGAAACUAAUGAUAAACGACCACUGAUACCUGACAUUACAGAAUCUGUUGAAGAAGAGAGUACACAACUUGAUAAAUUCAAAGGACAUCGAAAUAGAGCUUCUGGAAAGCUAAAGGGUAACAAUACUUUUGAGGAAAAAAAUGGUAUUUUGUAUAUAAUGUCAAAGGAAAACCAAUUAAUCCCCAGAUUAACCGACGACGAAGUAAUGAAAUUACAUAAGAAAGCUGAUGAGAACAUGAAGCAAGUCUGGAACGAUAUAAUUGCGAAAUAUGAAGCUGUAGAAAAUCAAGGUGAUGUGAUUGAUCUACAAACUGGUGAGUUGAUUGAAGAUAAUGGUCAUAUUAGGGGAAUUUCUCAUGAAAAUAGCGAAACGAGGUACGCAAGUAGUCUUAAGGGAUUGAUAGAUGUAGAGGAAGAUGGUGACGGUUAUAGCAUUUGGCAAGAUGAGGGUGAAGAAGAUGAAGAUAACGAGGAAGACGAUUUUGAUUAUAAAGAGGAAUCAGCCGAAUCUAGUCCGGAAAGCGAAUCCAUAGGACAACAAGAAGAAGAGGCAACAGGAUGA